This is a messenger RNA of Anopheles stephensi (Asian malaria mosquito), 1640 nucleotides long. RefSeq names its product GPALPP motifs-containing protein 1. Lineage: Eukaryota; Metazoa; Arthropoda; Insecta; Diptera; Culicidae. The transcript has 3 exons. Bases 154 to 1509 code for a protein of 451 amino acids. The record is from RefSeq and is a predicted model, not a curated record.
GUUUUUUCACCAGGGCGUCUAGGUUAAACGUCAUAACAAAGCGAGCUAUGUUUUGAAUGCCGGACGCAAGAUUUUAAUACAGUCGCGAAUUAAAUUUCCACCGCCAAAGUACGUGCCCUAGCCGCGCAGUAAACCCAUCACUCACAGAGAAAUAUGUCUGACUCAGAUACAACCGAUUCUGAUUGUGGUGUCCGGUACAAAACGACCACCACCCGACACAAACACACGGCAUCAUCGGCCCCAUCAUCUUCUUCGAGAAACCGUCCAGAGCGAUCAUCUUCGUACCGUGAAGAUCAUCAUCACAGCUCAUCGCGACACUCCGAUCGGCGCAGGUAUCGAAGAAGCCGCAGCAAAAGCCCCGAUCGCAAACGGCAUCGUCGAAGAAGCUCCCGCUCGCCGGAUUCUCCCACACGCUCCCGGUCGCAUCGGGAUUACGGACCACGAUCUUCGAAAAACGAACCAUCUCCACGAAAAGAGCCGUCCGCUGAAAAGGUGCUUGAUAUUUCCGUGUCUUCCGUUUCUUCGCAAGAUGAUCAACCAGACCACCAGCAGCAGCAGCAGCAGACCGUCGAGAACAAUCAUGCGGACGAAUGUUUUGGACCUGCAUUGCCACCCGCUGUGCCAAAAUCCUCCACCGACACAACUCAAGAUGAGAUCAUUGGACCAGCAUUGCCACCACACCUGCAGAACCGCAAAUCGACCCAGCGGGAUGAAUCGGGCGAACCUGCACCUCGUAGCAUUGGGCCUGCUCUGCCUCCUGGGUUCGUUGCUUCACCGGUGUCCGAGCACGAGCACAUUUCGUCCGAGUCGGAGCUUUCUCCAUUUUCCGAACCGGAAGACGAAGAAGAAGAGGAUCACGAUAGCGAAGGGUUUAUUGGACCGCUGCCAGGCACAUCAUCUAGCUCACGCGUCAACGUGGAGCUGGAGCAACGCGCUCUGGAACUUAAGAUACGGCAAAUGGAAGAAGCAACGGCCUGCGCUAACGGUGGAAGCUCUUCCACCGUACCGAAGUCCCGUGAAGACUGGAUGCUGGAACUGCCGGAUAUACGCAAAAUCAGUGAUAUGGGACUCGGGGCCAGACAGUUCCGUACACGGGAAAAGCCCGAAAUAGGCGAUCGCUCGGUUUGGACGGAUACGCCGGCCGAUCGGGAGCGUAAAAAGAAAACGAGCGGUACGGAACGCUCUGCAAAGCACAGUGAUGCUGCGACGGAACGGGAACGUGAGCGGGAACGAUCGCUGAUUGCCAAGCGGGACAAGGAGCAGGAAAAGAUGGUGAAACAGCAUAAAAAGAAACAUAAACGCGACAAAACGUUGCUGGAAAUACAUCAAACCAAGCUGAAAGAGGACAAGAAAGCGUCCGGUGAUAGUUCCGAACCAACCAGAAGACCGUUCGAUCGGAACGUAGAUCUGCAUGCAAACCGCUUUGACGACGCACAAAAGAAGGCCAUCAUGAAGAAGGCACAACUGCUUAAUUCAAGAUUUUCCAGCGGCAGCUCGAAAUAUUUGUAAAAAGCUCGACGCGUAGUGAUAGCGCGUUACGGAUGUAUGUGCACGGGGCGGAAUCUUUUGUACGUUUUACUUUACCGAACAUUAUGAACAUUAUUUAAGGUCAACAAAUGUAAGGAUCUAUGACUUCAGUA